This is a messenger RNA of Beauveria bassiana ARSEF 2860, 777 nucleotides long. RefSeq lists its product as uncharacterized. The record is from RefSeq and is a predicted model, not a curated record. The transcript has a single exon. Bases 1 to 777 code for a protein of 258 amino acids. Lineage: Eukaryota; Fungi; Ascomycota; Sordariomycetes; Hypocreales; Cordycipitaceae.
AUGUCUCUUUCGAGAACCAAGAGCAAGCAGAGAGAUCCGCCUCCGUCUUUGUUUCUUCAUCCAUCUCCAGGAGCAUCCCAUGUAACUUUGCCUGAGAUCCUAGCCCCUGGCUCCGCCAACCCAGGACCAGCCAGUAUCAGGCGAGAGCGCUCGUCAUAUGAUAGCAGCGCUUCGAUAUGGCAUGCAGAUCAGCAGAGGGCCGGUCGUGCGCCAAAGACGGCGGAUAGCGGCCGCACGGCAGAUCGGACAGAUGCCCUUUGGGCGGAGAUGCAAGCAACACUUGAAGAAGUCGAGCUGUCUGCCUCUGCUGGUACUCAUGUGUUUGGUCGCUCACAUGAUAUCAAAUUGGCAGAGCUACGGGCAGCCCAAAUUGCACUGGCGCAGGCGUGGGCCCGCAGCGAAGCAGAUGGCUCGACAGAGAUUGUCUCCCGUCAAGAAGUGAGCCCAGAUGUCGGUGAUGAUCUCCGGAGCGCGAAAAUUUCGCUUGCGGACACCACUAAGCCAGUUGCUAGCGAGGCCGAGCCUCAUAAGAGCAAUGCGAAUGCUGGUGUGCCGCGGCCAUUCAGCGAGGGUGCUGAUGUGGAACGACUGGGAGCCAAGUUGGAAGAAGAGACAGAAGCAGACAUAUUGUUGGCCAGGAAACGGCGCGAAGCAAAUGAUGAGUACUUCCAACGCGUCAAAGCGGGCGUCAUUGACGUAGUCUCGACGUUGGAAAAAGUUGCUGUGGCAAUGCGUGCCGUGGAACAAGAAAGCAAAGACGUUUGGAAUGAGGAUUAG